AUGAGGUUCUGCUUGUUACAUUAUGACUGCAAGCAGCUCAUCAGAGGAAACUUACUGCUGGCGACUUAUUUCAUGGUGGUGGGUUUGAAACACACACACACCCGUUCACUGCAGGGUCCAGCCUCUGGCUACACACACACACACACCCCUUCACUGCAGGGUCCAACCCCUGGCUACACACAAUCCCCGCUGCACCAUACACACCUUCACAGCAGGGUCCAGCCCCUGGCUACACACACACACACACACACACACCCCUUCACUGCAGGGUCCAACCCCUGGCUACACACACACACCCGUUCACUGCAGGGUCCAGCCUCUGGCUACACACACACACACACCUUCAAAGCAGGGUCCAACCCCUGGCUACACACAAUCCCCGCUGCACCAUACACACCUUCACAGCAGGGUCCAGCCCCUGGCUACACACACACACACACACACACACCCCUUCACUGCAGGGUCCAACCCCUGGCUACACACACACACACACCCGUUCACUGCAGGGUCCAGCCUCUGGCUACACACACACACACACCUUCAAAGCAGGGUCCAACCCCUGGCUACACACAAUCCCCGCUGCACCAUACACACCUUCACAGCAGGGUCCAGCCCCUGGCUACACACACACACACACACACACACCCCUUCACUGCAGGGUCCAACCCCUGGCUACACACACACACACACCCGUUCACUGCAGGGUCCAGCCUCUGGCUACACACACACACACACCUUCAAAGCAGGGUCCAACCCCUGGCUACACACAAUCCCCGCUGCACCAUACACACCUUCACAGCAGGGUCCAGCCCCUGGCUACACACACACACACACACACACACCCCUUCACUGCAGGGUCCAACCCCUGGCUACACACACACACACACCCGUUCACUGCAGGGUCCAGCCUCUGGCUACACACACACACACACCUUCAAAGCAGGGUCCAACCCCUGGCUACACACAAUCCCCGCUGCACCAUACACACCUUCACAGCAGGGUCCAGCCCCUGGCUACACACACACACACACACACACACCCCUUCACUGCAGGGUCCAACCCCUGGCUACACACACACACACACCCGUUCACUGCAGGGUCCAGCCUCUGGCUACACACACACACACACCUUCAAAGCAGGGUCCAACCCCUGGCUACACACAAUCCCCGCUGCACCAUACACACCUUCACAGCAGGAUGGACAUCAGCAAUGUCCUUCAAGACUUUGCUUUUAGGAAUGAAAGCACAAGCUAA
This is a messenger RNA of Pelodiscus sinensis (Chinese soft-shelled turtle), 1254 nucleotides long. Lineage: Eukaryota; Metazoa; Chordata; Testudines; Trionychidae. The record is from RefSeq and is a predicted model, not a curated record.